Messenger RNA from Macadamia integrifolia, 800 nucleotides. RefSeq names its product UPF0678 fatty acid-binding protein-like protein At1g79260. The transcript has 4 exons. Bases 114 to 623 code for a protein of 169 amino acids. The record is from RefSeq and is a predicted model, not a curated record. NCBI's taxonomy places the organism in Eukaryota, Viridiplantae, Streptophyta, Magnoliopsida, Proteales, Proteaceae.
CGCGGUCUCAUCCUCUCAGAAGACUCAGAAUUCAGGAUGUAGGUGGAGGCUUCAAAGCAGAGAUCAGCGCUUCUGCAAGAGAGAGAGAGAGAGAGAGAGAGAGAGAAAGAGAGAUGGAGAGUAGUAAUGCCUCUGGAGGUGCGCCAGUUGCAGCAACAGGACCGCCUGUGCAUCCAGCAAUUGCGCCACUGUCAUUUUUGUUGGGGAGAUGGAAAGGAGAAGGCGAAGGGGGUUUCCCCACCAUCAACUCCUUCAAGUACGGGGAAGAAAUUAACUUCUCUCACUCUGGAAAGCCGGUGAUAGCGUAUACCCAGAAAACUUGGAAAUUGGGCUCUGGAGAGCCUAUGCACGCAGAGAGUGGUUACUGGCGUCCGAAACCUAACGGGUCUAUUGAAGUUGUAAUUGCUCAAGCCACUGGUAUCGUCGAAGUUCAGAAAGGCACAUAUGAUGCUGGAAAUAAAAUUGUGAAGCUCCAAAGUGAACUUGUGGGUAAUGCAUCAAAGGUGAAAGAGAUUACUCGAGUUUUCGAGGUGGCCGACAGCAAUUUAUCUUAUGUUGUUCAGAUGGCAACUAAUUUGAACAACCUUCAACCUCAUCUGAAGGCCCUGCUGAAGAAGAUUUGAUAUAAUUAAGCAUUACUCAACCCCAAAAUAAAGACUUCUUAGGACAUGACUUCUUGCCUUGGUAAAAAUUUCCUGUAAAAGCAAAAUCCUUGUACUCAGUUAUGUUAUGUGACAAAAUUACCAUAAAAUAAAUUCGUAAUAAAAAUUUACUCUCUGUUGGAAAGGGAAUUGUGGAAA